AUGACGCAGCCGUUGACGGGCGGCGAACAGCAGGAGGCGGCCGAGGGCGCGACGCCACGGCGAGAGGCGCAGGACGGCGAUGACCUCCGGGGUCCGGCGCGACGUCUUCCCUCCGAGGUGUCCGCGCGAGAUCCCGAGAGAGUUAUUAAUACAAAAUAUGAAUCUGUCAUACCUAAUUCCGUGCAGGUUUCAAGAGCUCGUUCUUUGCAGCACCUGAACAUUGGUGGGACUUUUAUCACCGACGAAUCACUUUAUGCUGUUGCAAACAGUUGUGCAAAUUUGAAGAGCAUCAUACUGUGGAGCUGCCGCCACGUGACGGAGGCCGGGCUGGUGGCGCUGGUGAACAAGUGCCCGGAGCUGGAGUGCAUCAACGUCGGCGGCAUGCGGGUGUCACCGGAGAGCUUCGCCGGCCUGCUCUCCAUCAGCCCUGCGCUCCGCAUCAGGUCCAUUCCGCAGAUCCUCAACACCAACGUCGUGCAGGUCGCAUGAGCGAAGUUCGCUGCCCAGACCGUACAUAUUGUCCCAUGGGAUUCGUGGCGCUGUUGAUUCCUCUCGUGUUGAUGUGUUGUGCAUAUGUUGGCUUCUACAUGUUGCAAUGAAUAAUAAAUUGUAUAAAAUGGACAUUACAGAUACUCUGCAAAUUUAUCCUGCCUGUCCAGGAAGCAGCUGGAUGCCAUAAAGUUUACAGUGCCAUUCAUUUAAUCAAUUUGUGAUCAGAUCGGUUUGACAAUA
Lolium rigidum is the source of this 732-nucleotide messenger RNA. RefSeq names its product F-box protein At5g67140-like. The record is from RefSeq and is a predicted model, not a curated record. The transcript is spliced from 3 exons. Bases 1 to 489 code for a protein of 162 amino acids. Lineage: Eukaryota; Viridiplantae; Streptophyta; Magnoliopsida; Poales; Poaceae.